ACGUCUGGAUUCAGGAACCAUCUACACAAACCGAUUCUUUUUUUCUGACCCAGUCAUCAAACCUGUGAUGUUGUAACUUAAAAGAAAUGUCAACAUGGGCUCUCAACGGAAACACACCGGUACACAGGGAGCGUGGGGAAGACUGCCUUUGUGCUUUUUGGCUAGUCUGUCAGUUUGUUUGUGCUUCUGCAGAGCACAAGACAGUUCGAUGGAGAACAUCGUGACUGAGAAAAAGGCUGAAGAAAGCCACCGACAGGACAGCGCCGACCUGCUGAUCUUCAUCCUGCUCCUCACCCUCACCAUCCUCACAAUAUGGCUAUUCAAACACCGCCGAUUCAGGUUUCUACACGAGACAGGGUUGGCUAUGAUCUAUGGAUUGCUGGUUGGGGUUGUGCUGCGUUACGGGAUCCAUGUGCCUCGAGACAUUAACAAUGUUACUCUGAGUUGCCAUAUCAAUGCCAGUCCAGCCACGUUACUGGUCAACGUAAGUGGCAAGUUCUACGAGUACACACUAAAGGGCGAGAUCAACGCCAACGAAGUCAAGGAUGUUCAGGACAAUGAGAUGCUUCGCAAGGUGACCUUUGACCCAGAAGUAUUUUUCAACAUUCUUCUGCCACCUAUCAUAUUUCAUGCGGGAUACAGCUUAAAGCGAAGACAUUUUUUUAGGAACAUGGGCUCCAUUUUGGCAUAUGCCUUUGUUGGAACAGUGUUGUCCUGCUUCAUCAUUGGCUUACUGAUGUAUGGCUGUGUGACGCUAAUGAAGUAUGCAGGCCAGUUGGGAGGUGACUUUUUCUUCACUGACUGCCUCUUCUUUGGUGCCAUCGUAUCAGCCACUGAUCCAGUGACCGUCCUGGCCAUCUUCAACGAGUUACAGGUGGAUGUCGAUCUCUACGCUCUAUUGUUUGGAGAGAGUGUGUUAAACGAUGCUGUUGCUUUGGUCCUUUCCUCGUCCAUCGUUGCAUAUCAGCCAGAGGGAGACAACAGUCAUACAUUUGAAGCCAUGGCCAUGCUAAAAUCAUUUGGUGUUUUUCUGGGAGUCUUCAGUGGUUCUUUUGCUCUUGGAGUAGCUACCGGUGUAAUGACUGCCUUGGUUACUAAAUUCACCAAGUUGAGGGAUUUUCAGCUUCUAGAAACAGCCCUCUUCUUCCUCAUGUCCUGGAGCACAUUCCUGUUGGCUGAGGCUUGUGGUUUUACAGGUGUGGUAGCAGUUCUUUUCUGUGGAAUCACACAGGCUCAUUACACCUAUAACAACCUCUCCCCUGAGUCACAGGAUCGAACCAAGCAAUUAUUUGAGCUGCUGAACUUCCUAGCUGAGAACUUCAUCUUUUCCUACAUGGGCCUGACUCUGUUCACCUUCCAGAACCACGUCUUCAACCCUAUUUUUAUCAUCGGCGCAUUUCUGGCCAUUUUCCUGGGCCGUGCAGCUAAUAUUUACCCACUCUCCUUCCUGCUCAACUUGGGCCGCAGGAACAAGAUAAGCUCCAACUUUCAGCACAUGAUGAUGUUUGCAGGUCUCCGAGGGGCCAUGACCUUCGCCCUGUCUAUCAGAGACACAGCCACAUAUGCACGACAGAUGAUGUUCUCCACCACACUGCUGGUGGUCUUCUUCACCGUGUGGAUAUGUGGAGGUGGCACCACACAAAUGUUGUCUUUCCAACGAAUCCGUGUUGGAGUCGACUCGGACCAGGACAAUUCGAUUGGCCCUGAUGGAUUAGAGAGGAGGAGCACCAAGCAUGAGAGUGCCUGGUUAUUUAGGGUUUGGUACAACUUUGACCACAACUAUCUGAAGCCCAUUCUGACUCACAGCGGGCCGCCACUCACAGCCACUCUGCCAGCCUGCUGCGGCCCACUGGCCCGAUGCCUCACCAGCCCACAGGCGUGCGAGAAUGAAGGUCAACUGAAAGACGACGACUCGGACCUUAUCCUGAAUGACAGUGACAUCAGCCUGACCUAUGGUGAUGUCACAGUUAGCACAGAUGCGUCAGGCACACGCACCAUCAGCAUCCCUGCCGGUGCAGCUGGUGUCCACUCUGAUGAUGCUCUGGACCAAGAGCUGACCUUUGGUGACCAUGAGCUGGUGAUCAGGGGCACGCGUCUUGUGCUGCCCAUGGACGAUUCAGAGCCGCCUCUCCGCCACCGUGAGAUUUGAGCUGGAUGGAAAAAAAAUCCUGAAGGAAAUUCAAAGGCUUUCCUGUCUCUCUCUCUCCAUCACCACAGUGUGGUGCAAUCUCUCUCUCUCUCUCUCUCUCUCUCUCUCACCCUCUCUCUCUUUUUCCCCACUAUCCUCUCUCUGAAGUGGCUGGUUUGAUGUCUCUACCUCAUUUGUCACUUUCUUUCAGCUCCUCCAAACAUGACUUGUGAAAACAUGUCAGUUUUGCUAUCCAUUUUCUGCAUUUAUUUUCCCACAGCUUGGAUGUUAAAAAAAAAAAUGAUGGCAUCUUCAGGCAUUGUGGCAUUGUCUGUCUCAGAGGUUAGCGUGAGUGAGAACUGAUAGAGCACUGAUAGUGCUUUCUUGUCUGCAUAGUAAGGUGUAAAAUAGCUGUGCAUGCUAAUUUUGUGCUAUCUGUUGGUGUGCGAGGCCUGGUUCAAAGGGUUUUCGAGCUUGGGUAGUGGCAAAACUGCUGGGUAAAGAGUCAGACGUUUAAACUAUUUCUUUAUCUGAGGAUCAGAACAGACAGUGGUAUGGUGACCUGAUGGCUCAGUGUUUAUUUGGUUGCAAUCAAGUGCCUGGUGAAUGUCAUUUUUACUUCUCCUUGGAGCAAAACAACACUGCCAUCCACUAGAUGGAGGCCUUGUAUCUUAAAACUGAACUCCUCUGUGUGAUGUAUGCUUCAAAUUGGCAACAAGAGGGACUUGCUGUAGAUUUGAUUGGCUACAGAGGGAUGGCUGUGCAAUCAGAAGGCCCAGAACCUACAUAACUGACCUUUGACUGUGACUCUGGUGGAUUUUACACCUUGUUAUACGUGUUCAUGUUAGUCACAGUAAGCUGUUCUUUUGGUGAGAGUCGUGGAAACAAAAUCUAAGGCAUUUUUUUUUUCCUGAUUUGUUUGCAUUUUGUAAAAAGUCACAAAACAUCAUUUUUAAUUUCACCAUGCAGCUAUAAACCACUGAAAUGACUUAGUGUCAUGUUUAAGAGUGAAUGAAUAAUGAAUCACAGGUAUUACUAAUAUAAACCAAACUAGAGAAUUGUUUUUUUGUUAUUUUUUUUUUAAAGAGUAUUCUUGUUAGUGUGUACUAGUGCACAGCUGCAAGGACUAAAGUUCACAGCAAUGUGGUUAAUUUCUUUAUAGACCUUUUAAUGUACUAACCUUGCAUGACGUGAUGUGUGCUGUGCAGAGAUGCAUUGUUAUGUAUUCUCCCCUUUUUGCGGCAUUAUGGUGGCAUAAUGUCACUGCAGCGCACGAGAUUUUUUUUUUUCUGAAUAUAAAGAGGAGAUGGGAGUGAUCAUUUUAAGCAUGUUAUAAAAGGGCUGAAUGAACAGAUAUUAACUGUUAACAUUUGUUCUUUUUUUUUUUGUAGGGGAAAAAAUUGGGGAAAUUGAUCAUUUCCUGUUUGAGUUUAAUGUUAGGGUGUGGUGCAGUGAUGAGAUGAACAAAGAUGAACAGCAUUGAUAGGUGUGAGCACAACUGUACAUCUGUUACAGUUAUUGGAUACAUUUAUCUGAAUAUAUAUAUAUAUAUAUAUAUAUCAUAUAUAUUAUAUAUAUAUAUAUAGUGAACUAUGAGAAAUAAAAUAGUUUGAAUGAUUUUUAAAUACACUGUCUAUUAAAAAGAAUAUAAAAUUAGAUAAAAAGGUGCAAACAACCCAUUAAGAGAUUUGUGUUGCAUUCUCGUCUUUUAAAGUGUGUGUGUGCCUGUGUGUGUGUGUCUGUGUGUGUGUGUGUCUGUGUGUGUGUGUGCCUGUGUGUGUGUGUGCCUGUGUGUGUGCCUGUGUGUGUGCCUGUGUGUGUGCCUGUGUGUGUGUGUGUGCGCAUGUGCCUGUGUGUGUGUGUGUGUGCGCGCCUGUGCCUGUGUGUGUUUCAUAAAACACAUUGACUUUGUGGAAGGAUGGCUAUUGCCUUGAAUGGAAGGUGCUGGCACCCACAAUAUAAUGGGUCUUCUGAAUGAAAUAGCAAAAAUAAACACUGUCUGUGUUACACUGUUGCUGUGGAUAAAGGCCCAUGAUGGACAAGGCAAGAGAGAAGGAGAUGCAGAAAGAGGGAAUAAGUAUUGGCCAUUGAAAAGAAUAGUGAACAAGGCUUUUGACAUAGCAUUAUCUCCUGCUGUGCAGGACAUUUUCCUCAGAGGGCAAUGUAGCAUUCUUUUAGGCCUGGUUCUAGAUAACAUGGCACACGUAAGGCAUUUAUAUUUGGAUGGCCACAAGAUGAAGGAAUUUUUUGCACUUUUUCUUGCCUUGUUUUCUUUUUUUUUUGUUGUUGUUGUUACAUCUUCAUAUAUCUAUUCUAUUUAUUUAAUCAUCUUAUGGUAGAUGAUUAUAAGGUGAAAGUGAUGAAUAGACCUGCUGUUAGAUUGAGAUCAUCUUUGCUUAUUUAUGUGAAGGAUGACUUUAUUAGACAAGCAUAUCUCAGUAUGUUAAUGUCAGUACCAGCCACAUACAUAUGCGCAAGAAUAUUUCCAUAAUUGCACUCUGUGUCUCUACUUCUGUACUAUUCUGAUCGGCCAGGCAUCUGUAAGGGAAAAAGAGCUCUAAAUGAUAGACUUAAGAACUGCAAGAUUAUUUUAUUGUCUGUUGUUUCUGAAAUGUGCUGCAACUUGCCUAAGAA
Tachysurus vachellii is the source of this 4762-nucleotide messenger RNA. It is a transcript of the gene slc9a6a, whose product is annotated as solute carrier family 9 member A6a. NCBI's taxonomy places the organism in Eukaryota, Metazoa, Chordata, Actinopteri, Siluriformes, Bagridae. Gene Ontology annotation, molecular function: sodium:proton antiporter activity. Gene Ontology annotation, biological process: sodium ion transport; proton transmembrane transport; regulation of pH. The coding region runs from base 95 to 2149 and encodes 684 amino acids. The record is from RefSeq and is a predicted model, not a curated record. Gene Ontology annotation, cellular component: membrane; recycling endosome. The transcript is spliced from 16 exons.